CCUAUAGUCAGAAUGAGGACUCUGUUGCUGUUUUGACCAUAAUAACUGGUUAGCUAAUGCUGGAACUGCUCUGCUAGGCUAGUUUAUCUAGGUGGUACUGUAAACAUGGCGUGGCUAUCAAACCUCAAGUAGUUCAGGUAAUUUACUCAACAACAAGGAAACACGUUCACUGCAAGUUCUGGGAAUGGAUUCAAGGCAGAGCAGCAGUGAAGACGGCAACUUCAUGAUGGAGAAAGCAACAACAGAGGAGAACAGUGCCAGUACUAAGGACAAUACAAUCUACGAAAAUGCAGAAACCAUAAAUGACAAUUAUUUGGUGCAAAAUUUAAGUAAAACUAUAACAGAUUCCAUAAAAAACAUCGAUGAGCCUCCUGUGGACUGGCUUGAGCCUCUAGAAGAGGAUUGCGAAAAUGAGGACAAUGCCCAAAGCUGGGAGAUGGGUGGCACGAAGGAUGGAGAGUUAGAGAGUCUAGCUGGAGAGAGUGAGCAAAGUAGCAGUGUAGCUGGCAGUGAGAUGAAAUUUAAAAGAAGAGGUGAUGGUGGUGGUGCAGUGGGGGGAAAGGGACGAAAGCGACGGAUUGCAGCAGAUGACGACUGGGAGGAUUGUCCUGUACUGGGAGAGGGGUGGAAGCGCAAAGUGGUUUUACGCCGUUCUGGUAUGAGUAUGGGACAAAAAGAUGUUUACUACUUAAGCCCUCAAGGAGAUCGAGUGAGAAGUAGGAUUGAACUGCUCAAAUUCUUUGGAAAUGCAAUGGACCUUACCAAGUUUGACUACAAGUUGGGACAAUUUGUAGAUGGUAAACUUCCAAAGAGGAGUGCAAAGAGAAGGAGGAAGGAGCACUCCUCCCCAGUGGACUGUGGUUUCUCAUCUGAAUCCAGCUUUCAAAAUGAGACCGCAGAUCCUCAUGACAGAACAUACAGUCCAGGGCCUCCCUUUAACCUUAAUCCUGUUUCGCAUCGGAGCAAGUCCCUAGGCCAAAAGGAUGGCUUGUUUUACCAGUCCCCCAGUCAGGCUCUUGUACGCCCAUCACACACAGCUAAGGCCAUUCUUGGAAUCUGCAUAAGAUGUAGAAACUCAUUUACAGGUCUUAAGGGUCAAGCUGUGUGUGACACAUGCAGUGAAGCGUGCAAUGUCUCUGAAGAUGACCGGAUAAUUACCUCUAAAAAAACAACAGACAGAAGCUUGUCAGAACGGUCUAUUAACACAGAUUUCAAGUACAGUGACUCAGAUGAACAUUCACCAUUUUUUGAAGAAGAUGAUGAGGAGUUACUUCAGAAGAACCAUUGCCCUUGUGGGAGUUGUAAAGGCUGCAUGUCUAAAUUCGAUUGUGGAACCUGUGAUUACUGUAUAGACAAGCCCAAGUUUGGUGGAAGUAAUAAGAAGAGACACAUAUGUCGUCGACGACAGUGUGUCAGAGAAGCCAAGUCUGGGACUGACAGAUCAAGACUACGUAAUUCUUACAGCAAUAAGAAAAUCCCUCGAGACAACAGUCAAAAUUGGGAGUUUGAGGUAUCUGACAAUGAAGCUGAGCUGGAAAGGAGAAAGAAGUCUUCAGCUGUUGCUGCACGUCAACUGGAAAAAAACAAGUUUGGAAGAUCUUAUUACAAUAGGCAGGGGUUGGAAACUGCAGUUUGUCAACUUGUACCUGAGGAUGAAGUUUUGCAAAAGAAUGAUACACAGUCAUGCUUCCCAGGCACUGAACAACAUUUAGAUGAGGACAUUAUCACACCAGCGAUCACUCAGCUUUUUAGUCUGGGGGAUGAAGACAGUGCUGACAGCGGCCUGGACCUGGAGCUUCUCGAACUUCUGACAUCCCUGCGUGAGGCUGUGCUUCCUGUGCUGUGGUGUGCUUUGCUGAUUGAGGGUCCACGCUUACAGCUUCUUCAGUGCUCCAAGCUCUCAGCCAUGGCAGACACAAUAGUACAGAUUGAGCCAAGCUUUCGCUACCACAUCAGUGUACAGGGUCAGCCUUUGUUGCCCACUCACAUGCUGUACCACGCACACCCAACCCACCUUACCUCUGUGACUCAAGUCACCACCCUGCUGGAAGACUUGGAGCGCUACUCAGUGUGCAGAGGUUUCAGGAGGGAGGCUCCUUUUGAAGCUGAACCCAUUAUCCAGGUGCGGGCAGCUACCUGUGAGUUCUUAGUGGAACCAGAGGCUGUACGGUGUGCCAGGUGCAAGAGCACACAACAGAAAUUGUGAUCACAUGCACACGCUCAUAACUGGGUUCUUGCAUAACUUACAAGAUGUACUUACAUCUUGUACAACUCACCUCUACCUGCUCAGAUCAGUGUUUUAAGAAUAUUGUAUAAGGUAAUAUAUUAGACAAACAGUCAUUAAAAACACCUUUUUUACUUGUCUACUGUGCUACAAAAGAGGUCUAUAAACUGGAGUGCUAUUUUUUAGCACUGUUGUAUAAAUGAGCCUUAAUGACUAGACAAUUUCAGAAUGUUUGUCUAACCUUUUUCAUAUAAACACUUGUAAGAAAAACUUAAUUGAUCCUUCAUAGAUUAUUAUGUUCAAAAACUUUUUGCAGAAAUAGCUGUUGGCUGGACUGUAACAGAUGGUGAAUUUUACUUUUUUUUGACUGAGAAAAAUCUCUUUCUUGAAUUAGGUCACUUAAAAAUACAACUAAAAAUGCAGUACAGACAGGACCUAUACAGUAAAUUACAUUAAGCAUAUACUGAAGUUACACAUACAGGUGUUGUUAAUUCAUGCUGGCAUUAAAUACAUAUUGUAGUGUCCUAUUGUUUUUCAUAAUUUUGUUGAUUGUACUCUUCUCAGGGCUACGAUUUUAGAAUUCAAAGGGUAUGACAUACACUGCAACACUGAUGCAGGUGAUGCAGAUACAUUUUCAUGUUACAGGGAGUGGAAAAAGAGACAGUAAAGCAUUUUCAUAUAUAUAUAUAUAUAGAUAGAGCGAGAGAGAGAGAGAGAGACUUGUAUAUAUGGACUUUCAUUAGAUGUACAUUUUGUGGCUAGUGAAAUUGAACGUUGUUAAUUGAAUUUGGUUAACUGGUUUCUUUAGUAACUAAGGGGGCAAUCACAGGGUGAUUUGAAUACAUUUUAUUUUCAAUAAAUGGAAUGAUCAUUUAAAA
Trichomycterus rosablanca is the source of this 3102-nucleotide messenger RNA. RefSeq names its product methyl-CpG binding domain protein 1b (gene mbd1b). NCBI's taxonomy places the organism in Eukaryota, Metazoa, Chordata, Actinopteri, Siluriformes, Trichomycteridae. The transcript has 13 exons. Gene Ontology annotation, molecular function: zinc ion binding; DNA binding. The record is from RefSeq and is a predicted model, not a curated record. Bases 185 to 2206 code for a protein of 673 amino acids.